UUCCCUUCGGUGUACACUGGUUUAUUAUAUAGUUACAAAAUAAUGAAACAAUUUUUGUCAAGAAUGGAGUGGCCUAGUUUUGUGAAAGCUUUGCUGUGGGGUUUACUUGUGUUUCUUCAAUUUCAUCAGCACAGAGGCUGCUUCCAUGAAGAGAGGAUUGCUCUGCUUGAGCUGAAGGCGUUUCUGAAAUCCAAUAUUAUUCAUGCAGAUGUUCUUCCCUCAUGGAUGGACGACGCAAAGAGUGAUUGUUGUCGUUGGGAGAGGGUCACGUGCAACUCCACCAACUCUCACGUCAUCAACCUUUCCCUCUACAACUUAAACCAUGAUCCUAAUUACUAUGAAAAUCGUGAUCACUAUUAUACAUUCCAGAUGAAGAUAGUUAUUAUGAGAACCGUUGGUUGCUAAACGUGUCAAUGUUGGUGCCAUUGAAGGAGCUAAAAAGUCUUAAUCUAUCCGCCAAUUCAAUUGGUGGUUGCCUACCAAAUGAAGGAUUUGAGAAGAUGUCAAGCUUAAGGAAUCUGAGAAUUCUAGACCUUGGUUAUAACUACUUUGAUAAUACUAGUAUUCCACAGUCUUUGGGUGCAGUGACAUCGCUUGAAACUUUGAUUCUUACUGAGAAUAAGUUGCAAGGAUACUUUCCUGCUCAAGAGUUAAUUGCAUUGAGAAACUUGAACAAGCUAGAUAUAAGCUGGAAUUACUAUAAUGGUUCCCUACCACUGCAAGGUUUUGAAAGGCUAGUACUACUUCCAAAGUUGGAGAUAUUGAACCUUGGUUAUAAUUCCUUUGAUUGUAGCAUUAUACCAUCUCUAAGUGGACUUGCGUCUCUUAACACAUUGAGUCUUAGACGAAAUUAUUUGGGAUGGUGCAAUACAACUACAGGUUUUGAAAGCUUGUCAAGAUUGGAGAACCUGGAGACCUUAGAUCUUAGUGACAACAAUUUAAACAGAAGCAUCAUAGAAUCAUUGUCUGCAAUCAAAUCCCUUAAGAAUCUGAAUCUUAAAUGGAACGAAAUAAGAGGAUCUUUUCCAAUCAAAGAAAUAUCGGCUUUUGCAAACUUGGAGAAGUUGGAUUUAAGUGAUAAUAAGCUCAAUGGCUCCCAGACAAUCCAAGGUUCGGAAAGCUUGUCAAGAUUGGAGAAUUUAGAAACCUUAGAUCUUAGUGCCAACUAUUUCGACAAAAGCAUCAUUGAAUCAUUGAGCGCAGUCAAAUCCCUUAAGAAUUUGAAUCUUGCUUGGAAUUUUAUGGGAGGAUCCUUUCCUGCCAAAGAAUUAUCAGCUUUUGAAAACUUGGAGAAGUUGGAUUUGUCUGGGAAUAAUUUCGAUGGCCCCCUAACAAUCCAAGUAGGUUUGUCUAAUUCCCGUAUUUCUCCAUAUAUCGGGGCACUAUCUUCUUUAAAGGCUAUAUCAUUAGCUUACAAUUCUCUCAAUGGCACUCUUCCAAAAGAUUUGUGCUCACUCAAGAAGCUUCAAGAGUUAGAUCUUUAUGGUAAUCUCUUUGAAGGGAUCCUUCCAACAUGCCUAAACAAUUUGACAUCUCUUAGAUUGUUAGAUAUAUCUAGGAAUCGAUUCGUUGGAAACAUCUCUUCAUAUCUGAUAGCCAGCCUCACAUCACUUGAGUACAUUGAUCUCAGUUAUAACCAAUUUGAGGGUCUAUUCCAAUUCAACAUAUUUGCUAAUCACUCUAAGCUUAAGGCGAUUCUAUUAGCAAGUGAAAACAACAAGCUUGAGAUAGAAACUGAAAUAUCUGCGGGUUGGGACUUCUCAUUUCAGUUAAUGAUACUUGUGCUAUCUAACUGUAAUUUGAACAAGCUCACAGGAAACAUUCCCAAGCUUCUCCUUGACCAGCGCGAAUUGGAAAUAAUUGAUUUGUCUCACAAUAACUUGAAUGGAAGCUUCCCUAUUUGGUUGAUUGAAAACAACACAAGACUACGAAAGCUAAAUCUUCAGAAUAAUUCUUUCAUGGGUAAAUUUCAUUUGCCACCAAAUCGAUGCAAGAGUAUUCUGUAUAUGGAUGUCUCUGACAAUCACUUAGGUGGGCAACUUCAAGAGAAUAUUGGAAAGAUAACUCCGAACUUAAAAUAUCUAAAUCUAUCUCGAAAUCAUUUUGAAGGUUAUCCUCCGUCCUCAAUUGUUGACAAGAGUCAUUUGCUGCAGCAUUUGGACUUGUCCUUUAAUGAUUUCUCGGGAAAGGUACCAACAAAAUUGAUUGCUAGUCGCACCAACUUGUUUAGUUUGAAGUUAUGCAAUAAUCAGUUCACAGGAUUUGAUCUACCGGCUGCACCUUCUAAAGAGUUUGGAUGGUCUGAAAUGAGGUUUUUGGAUAUUAGCAACAAUAAAUUGUCAGGAAUGAUUCCUAGAUGGAUAGGAAACAUGACAAGUUUGCAAAGUCUUGUAGUGAGUAACAAUUCUUUUGAAGGUCAGAUUCCUUGUGGACUACCAAAUUCCCUGCAAUUAGUAGACCUUUCUCAUAACUCACUUUCGGGAUCGUUACCUUCUUGCUUGAAUCUACAGAAUAUUGAGCACUUGUAUUUGCAAGGAAACAAACUUACAGGACCUAUACCAAAAUCUAUUUUCAAUUCAUCGUCUCUUUUGACAUUGGACCUUAGAGAUAACAACUUUUUUGGCAGCAUCCCAUAUCAAAUCAGUGCACCUCCUAACUUAAGAAUACUUUUGAUGGGGGGAAACAAUUUCAGUGGUAUAAUUCCAAAUCAACUAUGUUGGUUAAAGAAGAUAGGCCUAAUGGAUCUUUCCAAGAACUCUCUUUUUGGAACAAUACCGCACUGCUUUCACAACAUGUCCUUUGGAAAACUAUAUGUUAAAGAUUUUCUCUAUGGAUCAUAUAGCAACCAUUCAAUUCGUCAGUUCCUGGGAGUUGGUUCCACAUUCGAAACACUCAACAUAUGGAAUUAUGGAAAAGAUUACAUAAACAUAGUAUAUGGUCAACAAGUUGCGGUUGAAUUUGUAACAAAAUACAGGUCUAACUCCUACCAUGGUGACAUCCUUAAUUACAUGUCUGGAUUGGAUUUGUCAUGCAACAAGCUAACAGGUAGAAUCCCACAGGAACUAGGAAAGCUAUCUUCAAUUCAUGCAUUGAACUUGUCUCACAAUCAAUUGACAGGUUCCAUUCCACAAACAUUCUCAAAUUUGACCAAGUUGGAGAGUUUAGACCUUUCUCACAACAAAUUGAGUGGAAAAAUUCCUUCAGAAUUGAUUGAUCUAUACUCUCUAGAAGUGUUUACUGUGGCUUACAACAACUUAUCGGGUAAACUUCCAGAUAUGAAAGCACAAUUUGGAACAUUUGAGAAGAGUUGUUAUGAAGGAAAUCCAUUUCUUUGCGGAGAACCAUUAGAUAAUAACUGCACUAGCGAGGACGAGUCACAUCCAUCACCAGCAAAAUCUUCAAAUGCAAGUGAAGGGCAAUGGUAUGAAGUAGAUCCUCAGGUUUUCUUUGCAAGCUUUAUUGGAUCUUAUAUUAUUUUCUUCUUGGGUGUAGCUUGUCUUCUUUAUAUUCAUCCUUAUUGGCAACAACGGUGCGUUAAUUUAAUUGAAGAUUUGAAGUACCGGUGUUAUUAUCCUGUUUUUGAUACCUUAAAAAGAUUGUCAAACUGUUUAGAAUCUUAGAUAUAUUGAGAUUCCAAGGACAUCUUUGGUGGUAGUGAUCAUAGCCGUACAUUUGAUUAUGAAUAAUGGUUAUUGUGGUCUAAUAUAAGACAAGGUGUUCACUUGCA
Messenger RNA from Corylus avellana, 3727 nucleotides. The record is from RefSeq and is a predicted model, not a curated record. Lineage: Eukaryota; Viridiplantae; Streptophyta; Magnoliopsida; Fagales; Betulaceae.